Molecule: messenger RNA, 4378 nt
Organism: Capsicum annuum
Lineage: Eukaryota; Viridiplantae; Streptophyta; Magnoliopsida; Solanales; Solanaceae
Product: probable LRR receptor-like serine/threonine-protein kinase At3g47570
Exons: 3
Coding region: 2775-4226 (483 amino acids)
Biological process (GO): protein phosphorylation
Molecular function (GO): protein binding; protein kinase activity; ATP binding
Source: RefSeq, a predicted model, not a curated record
AAAUCAGAAAGAGAAAAAGACCUCUUUGCUAUUUAAAGUCCCAAAACAAUAUCAUUACUAUCCAUAUCCAUAUUCUUACCAAUAUAUGCAAUUAUGGAGAUACUUGUUGCCUUCACCUCUUUUCUCUUGUUGCUUCAGUACUAUGUUAUAAGUAGUUCAGCCAUGACCCAACUUAACAUCUCCACUGAUCAAUUAGCUCUUCUUUCUCUGAAAUCUCAAAUCGUUUCAGACCCCUUUCACUUCUUGGAUGAAAGUUGGUCUCCAGCUACGUCUGUUUGCCAUUAGCUUGGAGUCACUUGUAGCUCUCGUCACAAGAGAGUGAGAUUCUUGAAUCUUUCAAACAUGGCUCUUAUGGGCGUAAUACCCCGUGAACUCGGGAACCUCACAUUUCUUGUUUCUCUUGACUUGGGAAGCAACAAAUUCCAUGGAAAUUUGCCUCAAGAAAUGGCACACUUGCAUCGACUUAAGUUUCUUGAUUUAAGUUUCAACAGCUUUAGCGGGGAGGUUCCCUCUUAUUUUGGGUUUUUACACCAACUUCAAGUACUAAAGCUUGGAAAUAAUAGUUUCACUGGUUCCAUCCCUUCUUCAUUUUCUAAUAUUUCAAAACUUGAGACUUUGAAUCUGAAAUUCAAUUCCAUAGAGGGUCAAAUCCCAAAAGAGAUUAGAAGACUUAUAAACCUUAGAGUAUUAAACUUGAGGGGUAACAAACUCGUAGGCUUUAUUCCUAUGUCUCAAGGUUGGAGACUUUGGAGAUAUCUUAUAAUUCACUUCAAGGAAACAUUCCAGAAGGUAUCGGAAAUCUUCACAACAUGAAAGUGCUAUCUAUACAAGGUAAUCAACUUAAAGGUUCUAUACCUUUCACAAUUUCCAAUAUUUCAAGAAUCGAAGUCAUUGCACUUGCAACCAAUAACUUAUCAGGAGAUCUUCCCAAUGGUUUAUGCAAUGGUAUCCCAAUAAUCAAAGGGAUUUUUUUAUCCACAAACGAGCUUCGAGAUCAUAUGCCUACAAGCUUAUCAAGUUGUUCUCAACUUCAAAUUUUGUCUUUAUCAUAUAAUGAGUUUGAUGGUCCAAUAAAUAGUGAAAUUGGAAGAUUGAGUAACUUGCAGAUAUUAGAACUCGGAACCAACCAUUUCUCUGGGAUAAUUCCACAAGAAAUUGGAAAUCUUGUUAAUUUGGUACAGUUAGCCAUGGAGGAUAAUCAGAUUACUGGUUCUGUCCCAAGCUCCAUAUUCAAUAUCUCAUCACAGCAAAUUUUGUCACUGGCGCUGAACAAUCUUAAGAGGAUUCUUACCACGGGAGAUUGGCAACUUAACCAUCAUGCAGACUCUACAGAUUAGUGGAAAUAAGCUUAUAGGUACAUAUAUAUUCUAAUGGUGUCUCAUGUUAGUUUUUAUAGAUCCAUUAGAACUUUUACAACUAGAUGAAUUUAUGUAUCUAAUGAGUAAUAAAAUGUAACAAUUAUAAAUAAAUCUUCAAGCGUAUGACAAGAAACACCAUAUAAGGAGCGUCUUUUAAUGUUUAAAAUUAAUCUGUUUUAAGAAAUAACAAGUAAAUUUGAACUUCUAUUGGCAGUUGCCUAACUUCUAAUAAAGUAUCGGUCUAUAUAUUUGAGUCCAUAUAAAAAUACAAACCUGCACAAUCAGAAAUUCUUAGAAAUUUAAAUUAAGAACUUUAAUGGAGUAAAAAAAAAUAUAAUAUGUACAUCCUUCUAAACACUUUGAUCAAUAACAAUAGGAAAAAGAAGUAUAUAGUUAUGAGUUCUUGUUGACACCUUCUCCCAUAACCAAUUAAAAUUCAAGAGUCAUCUAUCAAGUCAAACUAAAGCAUGAAUCACAUAGAUAAGCAUUGAGCUAAAUACCCAAUUAAAAUUCAAGAGUUCAUCUCAUGUGUUGACAGGUGAAAUACCCAAUGAGAUAAGCAAUCUCGUUGAGUUAGAGGAAUUAGUUCUUGGGGAUAAUGGAUUUAGUGGUUCACUUGAUGUGGAAAUCUUCAACAUAUCCGGGCUGAGAGUGAUUUCUCUUUCGGUCAACAAUCUAUCAGGAAGCCUCCCACCAAACAUGGGUUCUAUCUUACCCAACAUUGAAGAGCUUUAUCUGAGGAACUUAACCAAUCUUGUUGGGACUAUUCCUCAUUCCAUCUCCAAUUGUUCCAAACUUACUAUUCUUGAGCUUUCAAACAACAAAGUCACCGGCUUGAUUCCCAACUCACUUGGAUAUUUGACUCGUCUACAGUUUCUAAAUUUAGGGGGAAACAAUUUAACCAGCGACUCAUCAUUAAGCUUCCUGACUUCCUUAACCAAUAGCAGAAAUUUAAUAGUUCUUGAUAUGUUUUUCAACCCUCUAAAUGGCAUGCUUCCUGCCUCCGUGGGGAACCUUUCCACAUCUCUUUUAAAGUUUCACGCCAACAGUUGUAAAAUCAAAGGGCGAAUUCCAAAUGAAUUUGGGAACUUAAGCAGCUUAUUGUUCCUUGAUAUUUCUGAAAACAAUUUCGUUGGAUUGAUUCCCACAACAAUUGGAAACUUGAGAAACCUUCAGCGCUUCAUCUAGAGUAACAACAAACUUACAGGAUUUGUUGGUGAUCAUAUAUGUAAAUUGCAGCAUCUGGGUGAUAUUUACUUGGAUCAAAAUCAACUUUCAGGAUCUCUUCCUAAUUGUUUAGGGAAUAUUACUUCCCUUAGGGAGCUACAUCUUGGUUCCAACAAAUUGAGUUCCAAUAUACCACCAAGCUUAGGGAACCUUCAAGAUCUAGUGGUUCUUGACUUAUCGUCAAACAACAUGGUAGGUUUUUUACCUCCAGAAAUUGGAAAUCUAAAGGCUGCGACACUAAUAGAUCUUUCAAUGAAUCAAUUUUCAAAUAGAAUUCCAAGAGAAAUUGGAGGAUUGCAGAAUCUGGCACACCUUUCUUUGACACACAACAAGUUCCAAGGAGCUAUACCAGACUCAAUGAGCAACAUGGUAGGUUUGGAAUUCCUAGACAUUUCUGAUAAUAAUAUAUCGGGAACUAUUCCCAUGUCUUUGGAGAAACUCCAGAACCAUAAGUAUUUCAAUGUUUCUGUCAACAAGUUGUACGGUGAAAUACCCUCGGCGUGUCCUUUCAAGAACCUCUCGAGUGAGUUUUUCGUCGACAAUGAAGCAUUGUGUGGUUCUUCAAGAUUUAAUGUCCUGCCAUGCCCCACUUCAUCAAAACACAAAUCCAAUAGGAAAAAGUUGCUACUUCCAUUUCUUUUGCUGGGAAUCACAUUGUUAUUUGGUCCUACAACUGUUGUGUUUUUAUGGAUAAGGUAUCGAAGAGGUAAUAGAGCCCCUCAACAAGCUGAUUCAUUGUCUGCCAUAACACAAGAAAGAAUUUCAUACUAUGAACUACUCCAAGCAACUGAUGCGCUUUGCGAGAGUAAUCUGAUUGGUUCUGGAAGUUUUGGCUCUGUCUACAAAGGCAUUCUCAGAAGUGGAACUGCCAUUGCUGUUAAAGUGUUCAAUUUUCAACUGGAUGCAGCAUUCAGGAGUUUUGAAACAGAAUGUGACGUUUUGCAUAGCCUUCGCCAUAGUAAUCUCGUAAAAGUUAUUACCAGUUGUUCCAACAUUGAUUUUAAGGCUUUAGUGCUUGACUACAUGCCUAAUGAGAGUCUUGAUAAGUAUUUGUAUUCACACAAUUACUUCCUCGAUAUCAAGCAGAGAUUAAGCGUAAUGAUAGAUGUGGCAUGUGCUUUGGAAUAUCUUCACCAUGGGUGCGCAUUGACAGUGAUUCACUGUGAUGUGAAGCCUAGUAACGUCUUGUUGGAUGAGGAUAUGGUUGCCCACCUAAGUGACUUUGGCAUCUCCAAACUUCUUGGUGAAGAUGAGUCUGAUUUAUACACCAAAACCUUAGCAACACUGGGUUAUAUUGCUCCAGAGUAUGGACAAGAUGGAUUGGUGUCUACUAAAUGUGAUGUCUAUAGUUAUGGAAUCAUGUUGCUGGAAACGUUUAGUAGGAGAAAGCCUAGUGAGUUUGAGGGAGAUCUUAGCUUGAAGCACUGGGUGAGUUAUUCACUUCCCGAUGCAGUAAUAGAUGUUGCAGAUGCCAACUUGGUUCUACCAACAGAUAAUCACGUCAUGAAGAAGUUGGAUUGUGUGGCAUCAAUCAUGAAAGUAGCAUUAGAUUGCUGUGAUGAAUAUCCAACAAGACGGAAAAACAUGAAAGAUGUUGUAGGGAUGCUACAAAAGAUCAGAAUUCAACUUCUCGCUUGUUGAACAUGCUCUUGGAAACUCUUGUUCCAAAUAACUUGUUUUGUUGCAAGUGUUUGCUAAAUAAUUGUAUUGAUGAGAAGAAUGUAUUUUUUUUGUCUAUAAAAGGAAUUUUAUGAAUUACCAAGGAAUAGUACUCCUACACUUCAUUGUUCUUA